AUGCUAACCUUGUCGUCUUCCGACACGUCGACGGGGAUGGCAAUGCCACCUCCGUCCGAGACCACGGCCUUGCUUCCGAAGCCCCCGGGCCCCGCCUCCGAGGAACCCUCCCCAACUCGCCAAUGGCUGGCCGAGAUCUGGCUGCUGACCAAGGCCGCCGUCCCGGUCAUACUGGCUUACACGCUGCAAAACAGUCUGCAGACCCUUAGCGUGCUCAUUGUCGGAAGAUUGAGCCCAGAAGCGCUCGCCACCGCUGCAUUUAGUUACAUGUUCGCCAUGGCGACUGCAUGGCUCAUUGCUCUGGGCGGCACAACAGCACUGGAUACGCUGGCAUCGAGCAGCUUUACUGGAUCAACGAACAAGCACGAUUUGGGUAUUUUGUUACAGAGAGGCAUACUCGUCCUGUCUGCGUUUUAUACAGUGGUGGCGUUUUUGUGGUGGUUCUCCGAGCCAGUCUUCCGGGCGUUGGGGCAGGAGGAGUUCGUUUGCGUGCAAAGCUCGGCCUUUCUGCGAUGUCUAAUCCCGGGCGGGCUGGGAUACGUCUGGUUUGAGGCCAUGAAGAAGUACUUACAGGCACAAGGCAUUUACCGCCCAGGAACAUAUGUGCUCUUGAUUACAUCCCCAAUGAAUGCUGGUCUGAACUACCUUUUCAUCCACACGUUCGGCCUUGGAUUGUACGGCGCCCCUCUUGCCACGGGAAUCUCAUAUUGGGUUUCUUUCUUAUUACUCGUGGCAUAUGCAGCAUUCGUGCGCGGCAAAGAGUGUUGGGGUGGACUGCAGCCACGAAGGGCCCUCAAGAACCUUGGGCCAUUUGCAAAGCUGGCCAUUCUGGGUGUCAUUCACGUCGGUACAGAGUGGUGGGCGUUUGAAAUUGUGGCCUUGGCCGCCGGAAGGCUCGGUACUAUCCCUCUUGCGGCGCAGUCGGUUAUCAUGACUGCGGACCAAAUUAUCAAUACUAUACCCUUCGGCCUUGGGGUGGCGGCUUCGACAAGACUCGGAAACUUGUUGGGUGCGCAGAAACCCCGGGAUGCAGCGAGGGCAGCGCAUGCUGCAGCUGUGCUGUCUGUGAUCCUUGGGACCCUUGUUCUCAUUAUCCUGAUGGCGACCAAGGAUGUAUUCGGCCGCAUCUUCAACGACGACGAUCAAGUGGUCCGGCUCGUAGGUGAAGUGAUGCCGUACGUAGCUCUGUUCCAGAUUGCCGACGGCCUCAAUGGAUCGUGCGGCGGAGCGCUCCGUGGAAUGGGCCGCCAGUGGGUCGGAGCAGUGGUGAACCUGGUCAGCUAUUACGGCGGGGCACUUCCGGCUGGAAUAUACCUCGCCUUCCACGGCUGGGGCCUCGCCGGCUUGUGGAUUGGACAGUGUGUUGCUCUAUAUCUCGUCGGUGCUCUGGAAUGGGCCAUCGUUGGAUUCAGCAAAUGGGACAAAGAGUGCCAGCGAGCAUUGGACCGGCUAGAUGACGACAGCUGUGGCCAGGGGCAGGAAGCUCCCACUGGUGGUGUGGUUUAA
Molecule: messenger RNA, 1506 nt
Organism: Colletotrichum truncatum
Lineage: Eukaryota; Fungi; Ascomycota; Sordariomycetes; Glomerellales; Glomerellaceae
Product: MATE efflux family protein
Biological process (GO): xenobiotic detoxification by transmembrane export across the plasma membrane
Cellular component (GO): membrane
Molecular function (GO): antiporter activity; xenobiotic transmembrane transporter activity
Source: RefSeq, a predicted model, not a curated record